AUGUCGACCCCCCCGCCCGACUACAAGACGCCGCCGUUCCCGUCGCUCAACGUGCACACGCUCUCGGACGAGACGAGCGACAAGAUCUACACGCUUUACCACAUCAGCGACAUCUGGCGCUUCACCGUCGUUUGGACCGUCAUCGUCUACGCCGUCUUCCACACGGGCGCCGUCCUGGUCGCGUUCAUGACGCACGGCUUCAAGCGGCGCUCGUGGAAGCUGCUGUGGGCGGCGCCGAUUGUGUACCUGAGCGUCGCGGGCGUGGAGGCCGUGCUAUCUGGGAGCAUCGUAGGGCUUAUGUAA
This is a messenger RNA of Cordyceps fumosorosea ARSEF 2679, 303 nucleotides long. Its product is annotated as integral membrane protein. NCBI's taxonomy places the organism in Eukaryota, Fungi, Ascomycota, Sordariomycetes, Hypocreales, Cordycipitaceae. The transcript has a single exon. Bases 1 to 303 code for a protein of 100 amino acids. The record is from RefSeq and is a predicted model, not a curated record.